Linderina pennispora is the source of this 1960-nucleotide messenger RNA. Its product is annotated as cleft lip and palate transmembrane 1. Bases 1 to 1674 code for a protein of 557 amino acids. Gene Ontology annotation, cellular component: endomembrane system; membrane. The record is from RefSeq and is a predicted model, not a curated record. Lineage: Eukaryota; Fungi; Kickxellomycota; Kickxellomycetes; Kickxellales; Kickxellaceae. The transcript has 2 exons.
AUGACGGUAACGCCAGCCCUGGUGCCCUACUGGCGGUACGGUGACCGUAUGUCGCUGGCGCUGUAUGUCAACGAAGACGCCGCGUGCAGUAAUGCCACGAUCGAGCAGCAGUCGCCUGCGUGGGAGGUCAAAGACAUCCUGUAUGGCGACACCGGCAUCAGCUACCAGGCUGAUCUGGAGCUGGCGGCAUCGGCAAGCGUGCAAAACAAUGGCACGCUGUAUGCGCACGCAGUGUUUACGCGGAAUGGCUACGGCAAACACCCAAAGGAGGACAACUACGACGCUGACAACGUAGCAGUGGUAACAUGGCCGCUCACUUACUACGUAAGGUAUCGCAAGCCAGACCACGUCAAGAAGCUUGUCGAGUUUCCACACAAGGGCAGCGGAGUGGAACUGACAGCCGAGGAGAUUUCUGCCCGCGACCAGCAGCGCGCUUUGCGCGAGGCACGCGAAUCGGAGAUGGACGGCAAGCUGGUCAGCUACUGGUACCCGAACUUGACACUGGCGAUUGUCGACUCGGGCAUGGAGCUGUAUCCGUAUUCAAGCGAGCCCCCGGUGGUGCACAAGUGGAUCAAGCUGGCAGAUGUCCGCGGCAAGGACCCGCAGUCUCACCUGACAUAUAUGAAGCCGAUAUUCUUCGUCAACGAUUUCUGGCGCUUGCAGUCGCACAUGUCGCUGAUCAAUGAGACCACCAGUGCCCUGCCUCUGCAUGUGCAAGUCAGCAGUCUGUCGCUAUGGAAGUUCCGGGUCUUCUGCAGCAUGGACCACUCGGCCAAGCAGCAGGAGCAGGGCCUGUUUGGAGAGGAUCUGGGAUCAUCGGGCAUGGAUGAGAUGAAGCGCAUGUUGGCCGACACCAACCCGGUGCUCCUGGCCAUCACCUUCAUUGUCACGCUGCUGCACUCGCUGUUCGACUUUUUGGCAUUCAAAAACGACGUGCAGUUCUGGCGCAAGAAGCAGGACACGGUGGGCGUCAGCAUCCGCACCAUGCUGAUGAAUGUGGCAUUCGAGGCAGUCAUUCUGCUGUAUCUGUUUGACAACCGCGGCAACACCAGCUACAUGAUCCUGAUCAGCAACACUGUCAGUGUGGUAAUCGAGGGCUGGAAGGUCGCCAAGGAAACUCGCAGGGAGCUGGUGCGCAUCGGCGGGUAUGCGGUAACCGUUAAGGCGUACGAGGCGAUGACCGAGGAGGAGAGCAGCACGCGCGAGUACGACCAAAUCGCAUACAAGUAUCUAAGUUACGUGGCCUAUCCGCUACUGCUUGUGUACGCGAUCUACUCGCUGUUCACGCAGGAGCAAAGGUCGUGGUACUCGUUUGUGCUGUCGGUGCUGGUUGGGUAUGUGUACACGUUUGGGUUCAUGAUGAUGAUCCCGCAGCUGUACAUCAACUACCGACUAAAGUCCGUCGCGCACAUGCCGUGGCGCACCUUUGCCUACAAGGCCCUGUCGACGUUCAUUGAUGAUCUGUUUAGCUGGGUCAUGAAGAUGCCGUGGCUGCACCGCCUAGCGACGCUGCGCGACGAUGUUGUGUUUGUUGUUUACCUGUACCAGCGCUGGAUCUACCGAGUUGACCACUCGCGUGCUAAUGAAUACGGGCAGGUCGGCAAAGAAACCCAGGCGGAGAUCAAGACAGACGCCCUGGAGAGCGAUGCUGCUGAGCCCAAGAAGGACAAGUGAGCGUCAUUUCUACUCAACAUAUUGCGUUUGUUUACAUUUCCGUGCAUUCUUGCCUUAAGGAAGCACAGGAUUUCAACACGGCCCGCAGCUGUAGCUGUGGCUAUUUUUGCACCUGCCAGCUGUCUUUUUUUAGUUGCGAUAAAUGGCCUGUAGUGAAAUCCACAUGGAUUCGCCUGCUGAGCGGCUCGGGCGCCAAAGAUCACCCGGCGCGCAAUGUGGUCACGCCGCGGGCGGUGCAGGCUGUUAUGAUUGCUUUUGUUGUUGUUGUUCUUGCGCGCUCCUAAUG